GUAACUGGAUGCACUCUAGAAAAGAUCGACCUACUUUAACUGUCAAAGUACUGUCAAAAUAGUUUCUGUUGCUCAGCCUUACUAGAGGUUAUUCUGCCUUUAUUUUUUGUUUUUUGUUGCAUCAAAACCACUUGAAAAUGACCUAAAAUGUUGUCAUAUUACCAUGUUAAAAAUUGUCUUUAAAGUUUUAUGUUUUUCGUGAAAAAUGUCGGAUUUACUGUGAUCCUUAUGUUGAGUAACAAAAAGUGAAACUUUGAAAUGGCGAAUCGACGAGCCGUUUUGGCAUCUUCCAUGGAAACAUUGCCGAGUUCCAGCGACCCUUUGAGAGAGCUUUUCGAAGCAUGUAAAACUGGGGACAUUUCCAGAGUCAGAAAAUUGGUCACUCCUCAAACAGUUAAUGCAAGGGACACUGCAGGGAGAAAGUCGACACCCUUACAUUUCGCUGCAGGCUAUGGUAGAAGAGACGUUGUAGAAUUUUUAUUAUCAUCUGGAGCUUCAAUUCAAGCAAGAGACGAUGGAGGGCUGCAUCCACUUCAUAAUGCUUGCUCAUUUGGCCACGCAGAUGUAGUGAGACUAUUACUUGAAGCAGGUGCUAAUCCAAACACCAGGGAUAAUUGGAAUUACACACCGUUACAUGAAGCUGCAAUAAAAGGCAAAAUAGAUGUUUGUAUAGCACUUUUACAACACGGUGCCGAUCCAAACAUACGAAACACGGAGGGAAAAACACCCCUCGAUCUAGCAGAUGCUGCCGUGAAACCCGUUCUGACAGGCGAAUAUAGGAAAGACGAGCUCCUGGAGGCAGCAAGGUCUGGGGCUGAAGACAGGUUAUUGUCCCUUUUAAAUCCCCUUAACGUAAACUGCCACGCUAGCGAUGGCCGGCGUUCAACACCCUUGCAUUUAGCUGCUGGAUAUAAUAGGGGGAGGGUAGUGCAACUCCUGCUUCAGCAUGGAGCUGAUGUACACGCCAAAGACAAAGGCGGUUUAGUUCCGUUACAUAACGCGUGUUCUUACGGUCAUUUCGAAGUGACCGAAAUGUUGAUAAAACACGGUGCCAACGUAAACGCCAAUGACCUUUGGGCCUUCACUCCACUCCACGAAGCCGCGUCUAAAAAUCGUAUUGACGUAUGCUCGCUUUUGCUCUGCGAAGGAGCAGAUCCCACGCUACUCAACUGCCAUUCAAAAUCCGCCAUCGACGUAGCCCCUACAAGAGAAUUGCAGGAAAAUAUCGCGUAUGAAUACAAAGGGCAUUGUUUGCUUGAAGCCGCUCGCCAAUGCGACACCACAAAACUAAAGAAAUACAUGUCAUCGGAUGUGAUCGGCUUUAAGCAUCCCUUCAACGGAGACACUGUCCUCCACGCGGUCGUUAAUUCCGUUUACACCAAACGAAAACAGGUGUGUGAGAUGCUGGUGCGCAAGGGGGCCCCUUUGAACGAGAAAAAUAAAGACUUCCUCACGCCCUUGCACUUGGCGGCUGACCAUUCCCAAUACGACGUUAUGGACGUACUAUUACGUCAUGGGGCCAAAGUGAACGCCCUCGACGGUCUUGGACAGACCGCAUUACACCGAUGUGCCAAAGAUGGGAACGUGCAAGCCUGCAGGAUAUUGCUCUCGUAUAACGUGGACACGUCCAUUGUAUCGUUGCAGGGUUACACGGCCGCGCAAGUCGCUUCCGAAGCUGUUAUGAAAAUAUUGCAAGAUCCACCUUCUGGUACUGCUGAUUUAGAAAGUCAGUUGUUGGAAGCAGCGAAAGCCGGAGAUUUGGAGCAGGUACAGAGAAUUUUGGGAACUUAUCCACACAUAGUCAACUGUAGGGACAUGGACGGAAGGCAUUCGACUCCCUUACAUUUUGCUUCGGGCUAUAACAGGGUCUCAGUCGUGGAAUUCUUAUUACAAUGCGGAGCAGAUGUACACGCCAAAGAUAAGGGGGGUUUAGUUCCACUCCACAAUGCAUGUUCCUACGGUCACUACGAGGUGACAGAACUUCUUGUGAAGCACGGUGCCAAUGUAAAUGUAGCAGACUUGUGGAAGUUCACACCUCUACACGAAGCCGCUGCCAAAGGGAAAUAUGAAAUUGUCAAAUUGUUACUGAAGAACGGUGCAGAUCCGUCAAAAAAGAACAGAGAUGGAGCGACGCCGUUGGAUCUCGUCCGAGAAGGGGACGAAGAUGUAGCAGAUCUUCUCAGGGGUAACGCGGCCCUUCUAGACGCUGCCAAAAAGGGUAAUUUAGCGAGAGUUCAAAGACUGGUAACCCCCGACAAUAUUAACUGCCGAGACGCGCAGGGUAGAAAUUCUACUCCAUUACAUCUCGCUGCCGGUUAUAACAACGUCGAAGUGGCGGAAUUCCUUCUAGACAACGGAGCAGACGUUAAUGCGCAGGAUAAAGGCGGACUCAUUCCACUCCAUAACGCGUCGAGUUACGGGCACCUGGACAUUGCAGCCCUCCUCAUCAAGUUCAACACGGUUGUCAAUGCCACCGAUAAAUGGGGCUUUACACCUCUUCACGAGGCAGCCCAGAAAGGACGAACUCAACUAUGUGCUCUCCUACUCGCACAUGGUGCCGACCCAUUCCUGAAAAAUCAAGAGGACCAAGCGCCAGUCGACCUAGCUAUCCAGGAGGACGUCCGUUGUCUCUUACGAGACGCUAUGGCGUCCCAACAAUCGGUACCAACAGCGUCUUCAGCGUCCGUGAACGCCGUUCUAAGACCGCCCUCUGUCGCUUUAUCGCACGCGUCAACAAGCUCGUCCGUCCAAGCUGCAGUUAAAGAGGUGGUGAUAAUGCCUUCAGGAGCACCCUUAACGCUAACUGUCCCAGUAGCGACUACGCGUAUGAGCAUUGCGAUGCCAAACGCCGAAGGAUGUGCUGAAACGUUGAAACUGGAAGGAAGUGUUCAAGAAUCUGGAGAGGUGGUUAAUAUUGCCACAUUUUUAGCCAAUUUAAACUUGGAACAUUUAUUGGAAUUAUUGGAACGUGAACAAAUCACGUUGGAUAUUCUAGCCGAGAUGGGUCACGAAGAUUUAAAGCAAAUCGGCAUUUCUGCAUAUGGUUACCGUCAUAAGUUGAUAAAGGGCAUAGAAAGAUUCGUUGCAAACUAUGGCAGUCCUUGGACGACUCCUUCAAAUCCUGGAACGCUCCUAGUUGACCUACUGACAGAUGACAAGGAAUACAUAGCAGUCGAAGAAGAGAUGCAAAACACAAUCCAAAGACAUCGAGAUAACGGUCAUGCUGGUGGCAUUUUUAGUAGAUACAACAUAAUAAGGAUACAAAAGGUACAAAAUAGGAAAUUAUGGGAACGUUACACGCACAGAAGGCAGGAAGUAGCGGAAGAAAAUGGUAACCAAAGUAACGAAAGAAUGCUAUUCCACGGUUCUGCUUUUAUAAAUGCGAUAGUGCAAAAAGGUUUCGACGAAAGACACGCGUACAUAGGGGGCAUGUUCGGAGCCGGAAUAUAUUUCGCCGAACACUCAUCGAAAAGUAAUCAAUACGUUUAUGGAAUUUGCGGAGGGACAGGUUGCUCGGCACACAAGGAUCGAUCCUGCUACAUUUGUCACAGGCAUUUGCUGUUAUGCCGUGUAACUCUUGGCAAAUCAUUCCUGCAAUUCAGUGCAAUGAAAAUGGCCCAUGCACCUCCCGGGCAUCAUUCGGUUAUGGGACGUCCCUCGGCGGGCGGCCUCAACUACCCCGAAUACGUCGUCUAUCGCGGAGAACAGGCCUAUCCCGAGUACUUCGUCACAUAUCAGAUCGUUAAGCCCGAGGACUGUUCGGGUAGCGAUGUAGAUUCGGAAAGCAGGUGAUUCCCCGAUCCAAGAGACCGCUGGACGCCGUUAUUGUUGCUCGUGCGACCUCGACGAUGCGCGGAACAAGUGAGGGACGCGGUGGCCGCGUGGCUACGAUGCCUCGCGGUCCCCGCGAUGGCUAAAAACAAGUCUCAAAGCACCGGACGGGUACCGCUUGACACGAGUAACGCCACCUUGUGACUGACUACCAACUACACUACUUUAUAAGGUAAUACCUCCAAAUCAAUCUGUUUUUUUUGCGUGUGUAAGGCUUAUACAGGGUAUUCCACGAGGAGGACAUUCAUAUUUAUAAUUUUCUUGACCCUUUGAUAAUGUCAUCAUGGAGGGGCACCCUGUACAAUGUUAAUAUAAUUUAUACCAUUCGGCAAA
Molecule: messenger RNA, 4164 nt
Organism: Agrilus planipennis (emerald ash borer)
Lineage: Eukaryota; Metazoa; Arthropoda; Insecta; Coleoptera; Buprestidae
Product: tankyrase
Exons: 13
Coding region: 259-3792 (1177 amino acids)
Molecular function (GO): protein binding; NAD+ poly-ADP-ribosyltransferase activity
Source: RefSeq, a predicted model, not a curated record